UUCCAUUGUUGCUCUUUGGAACAGUUUCGAUUGAUUGAUUGAUUGAUUGAUUGAUUGACGGGUGGUGACAAAAAAUCAGCAGACUGAAGCGGAUAGAAACAAAAAGCAAUGGUGCGACGGUGGCCGUGGAUUGCGGCCGACCUCGCAGCAGACGCAUCGCAGGACGACCUCCAUCAACACGAUCAGCCAAAGCAGCAGGAAACAGAGCAAGUCGAAGCGCAGUAUGAGCGCAAUGCCAGGACGUUCGCUCGCCGGGUUGCGUCGCAGCAGCGCCAACGGUGGCUCUACUAUGGCCGCCCGCUCGUCUUCCUCGGCCUCCUCCUCAUGUUCUGCCUCCUCACGCCAGACGCGCGCCUGGCGACCACAGAGCCCGCAUUCACACCCAGCAACGACGACGGCGGCGGCGUUGUGCUCCAGGGUCGCUCUGCAGCAGUGCACCAGCUGAUGGACCUUCUGCAGCCAAACCGCAGCAGCAACAACAACAACAACAACAGCAACAACCAGAAGCGCAAUGGUGCUGCUGCAGCGGAUCAACGCGAACUCGGACUCGAACUCGGACUCGAACUCGACGUUGAUGUCGGCGUUGGGCUCAAGAAGCAAGCCAGCAGGGACCCCAAUCGUAAAACCACCACGACCGCUCAUGAAUCAGAAUCUGAAUCUGAAUCUGAAUCUGAACUUCAAUCUCAAUCUCAAUCUGCCGCUCUGCACCGCAAACUGCUGAGCGACGAUCUGGACUUUUACCCGUCGUCGGGCAUCUCAUACCAAGACCUCAAGAACGGCGGCGUCGUCUUGUACAUUAUCGGCGUGCUGUACAUGUUCUUUGCGCAAGCGAUUGUCUGCGACGAGUUUCUCGUCCCUUCGCUCGACCUGUUUGUCUCGACACUCAAUAUUCCAGACGACGUCGCGGGCGCCUCCAUCCUCGCUGCUGGCCAAGGCGCUCCGGAGCUCUUCACCUCCAUCAUUGGCAUUUUUAUUGCUAAAAGCGAUAUUGGCUUUGGCACCGUGCUCGGGUCCUCAGCCUACAAGGCCGUCAUGAUUAUCGGCAUUGUUGCCUUCGCUACCCGCAAAAUUCUUCGUGUCCGCCGAUGGCCUGUCCUCCGCGAUAGUAUUUUUUACGCCGGCGCUCUCGCCCUGCUAUUCAUCUUCUUUCGCGACAAGCGUGUGCAGUGGUGGGAGGCAGUCGUGCUCGUGUCGAGCUUUAUUGUCUACGUCCUUUUCAUGGCCUUCAACCGAAAUUUGGAACGCGCGUACCGUGCCAUCAUUCGUGCUCGCCAGCGUGCGAUGCGUAAGCGCAACUCGCAGAGAUUGACGGCGGAAGGUGCGGGAGGGGUGUCAGGCAGUGGCCGCUCGCCGCGAGCACGUCGCUCCAAUGUCAUGGAGAGCUCGGCGUCGACCAGCUCCCAAGCCGCCAGCCCUUCUGUACCGCCGCCGAUUGCGCCAGAGCCCAGUCUGCUGACCGUGCCUGGGUCCGUAGCAGCAGCCCCUUUGUCGCCCUCGCAAAGCUCAACCACUGCCGUUGCCAUCGAGGUCGUGCCCGACGACCCGGAAGAGGCCGACUACUCGGACGGCUCGGUUGCGUCGGAUGCCAGUCUUGACUCGUUGGACGACUAUGACGGCGAGGAGCAAAACAGUACCGAGUCCCUCAACGAGUUUGAAAUGGACGACUAUUCACAACAAGAGUCGCAGCUCAACCAAGCGGCGCUGCGCCAAUUGGAUGGGUCGACACCCGCGAUUGACUCUUUCGUUGCGGCGGAUGGCACGCUGUCACCUGGACUGGCGGUGAGCCGUAGCAACCUCAGCAGCAAAGCCGGGUCGAUGGCGGGGAGCACACACAGCGUGAAUGCGGUCGCUCCCAGUGCCAGCAACCAGCGGCGAAAGCGCAGAAUGCCACGGCUGCGAGACCUGGGCGAGAGUCUACACUUGCUCGGAGGAGUUCGAGGCACGCACGACCCCAAUUUCCGCGUGUCCGCCUUGCGCAUUAUGCUUCAUGGUCUUCCGUCUCCCGUCCAGUACGUCCACGACAAGCUCACCCAUCGCCACCACAGCCAUGAUAAGGAGCAACAACAACAGCAACACCAGUUGCAGUCGUCUCAGGCUGAUGCAACGGGACCAGGUGCGGCAAAUCCGCCUGAGGGCUCCGCUACCUCGACGUUGCCAAAGCGCAGCUCCACGCUGCCCAUGCAACAAUCCCCGCCCACCCCUCGUAGUGGCACACUGCCCGCAUCGAGCAGCACAUCUGCAUCGCGCCAGGCUUCUGUGAAGCGUCGAACAAGUGGCCGCACGUCCACUGGAGCAGGCUACUUGCAAGCCGAUCCCCAAGCCAUCCCCGCCUUGGCGGACGACACGAUCGCCAUCACCACAGCCGCCAGUGCAGCUGAAGCGGAGAGUGUGCCUGUUCCACUCGAACUCGUCAAGGUGCGCGACGACUCUGGUCAGGUGGUGAAAGUGGUUUUGCCCAAGGCCGCUCGACCGCUGUACCUGCGCUUCCCCGAGACUUUCUUGGCCCGGAUUGCCUUCGUCUUUGUCUUUCCCAUCACGUUUCUACUCUGCUGGACGAUUCCUGAUUGUCGACUGCCUCGAUUCAAACGCCUGUUUGUUGUCACCUUUUUCAUCAGCAUUCUUUGGAUUGCUGGCUUUACCUACCUCGUGGUUUGGUGGACUACAGUCAUCGGCAAUGUCCUCGGCAUUCCGUCUGCCGUCCUAGGCCUGACGUUCCUGGGAAUCAGCUCAAACAUGACCGACACGCUGUCUGCCAUCAUUGUUGCGCGACAUGGGCUCGGCAACAUGGCCUUGUCCUCCUGCAUUGGCGGUAGUGUCUUCAACCUGCUUGUUGGCUUGCCGCUGCCGUGGCUCAUUUGGACGCUCGUCAACGAUGAAGAUGUCACGUUGAAGGACGUUUCUCUGAAUUUCACGCUCUUCAUUCAGCUCGCAAUGUUGGCUGGCGUGUUGUUAAGCCUGCUCCUGUUCCGAUGGCAGCUCAGCAAACCACUCGGCGUCAUGCUGGUGCUGCUCUAUUCCGGAUUCCUCGUCUUGAGCAUUCUGCUCCAGUAUAACAAGUUUUCUGCACCCUUUUAAGCCGAUGGUCUGAUUGCUUGUUGUUGUUGUUGUUGCUGUUGUUGUUCUUGUUGUUGUUGUUGCUGUUCUUGUUGUUGCUGUUGUUGUUGUUGUUGUUGCUGUCGCUGAUUGCUUGUCUUGUGGUUGCUGCCCAAUUUUUUUUUCUUGGCUGUAGCAAAUCGACAUUUACCCUCCAUUCACUCAAAAAGCAUCAGAGUCGUCGGGAACCUUUUCAUUGCUUGGUCG
Messenger RNA from Capsaspora owczarzaki ATCC 30864, 3300 nucleotides. RefSeq names its product sodium/calcium exchanger protein. NCBI's taxonomy places the organism in Eukaryota, Filasterea, Ministeriida, Capsasporidae. The record is from RefSeq and is a predicted model, not a curated record. Gene Ontology annotation, molecular function: calcium channel activity; calcium, potassium:sodium antiporter activity. Gene Ontology annotation, cellular component: membrane. Gene Ontology annotation, biological process: intracellular calcium ion homeostasis; calcium ion transmembrane transport. The coding region runs from base 109 to 3075 and encodes 988 amino acids. The transcript is spliced from 2 exons.